Messenger RNA from Rhincodon typus (whale shark), 504 nucleotides. Its product is annotated as integrin alpha-M-like. Gene Ontology annotation, cellular component: external side of plasma membrane; integrin complex. Lineage: Eukaryota; Metazoa; Chordata; Chondrichthyes; Orectolobiformes; Rhincodontidae. The annotation marks the transcript as partial. Gene Ontology annotation, biological process: cell-matrix adhesion; cell-cell adhesion; integrin-mediated signaling pathway. Gene Ontology annotation, molecular function: integrin binding. The record is from RefSeq and is a predicted model, not a curated record. The transcript has 4 exons.
AUGUGUGUGUGUUACUCAGUGGUCAGUUUACAGAGACCCACGGGGUCUUACACCGUGGCCGGGGCUCCCAGGUACAACCACAUUGGCAGAGCGGUCUUCCUUGGUCGAGACCCUCAGACCCAGCAGUGGGCAGUGAGGCAGACCAUCGAUGGGGAGCAGAUCGGUUCGUACUUUGGCGCCGAGCUGUGCUCCGUCGAUCUGGAAGGUGAUGGUUGGACGGACCUCCUCCUGGUCGGUGCCCCCCUGUACCACGAGACGGACAUAGGCGGCCUGGUCAGCGUGUGCCAAAUAUCGCCUCAGGGUAAUGCUUCCUGCCCCUCUGCCCUCCGGGGUCAGGCGGGCCAGACCCUGGGGCGAUUUGGGAGUGCCAUCUCGGCGCUGGGGGACCUGAACGGGGAUGGACUGACCGACGUGGCCGUGGGGGCGCCGCUGGAGGACGGGCACCGGGGCAGCGUCUACAUUUACCACGGGACGGAGGGGGGCAUUGCCCCCAGUUACAGCCAG